This is a messenger RNA of Blepharisma stoltei, 582 nucleotides long. The record is from the annotation of a GenBank genome assembly. NCBI's taxonomy places the organism in Eukaryota, Ciliophora, Heterotrichea, Heterotrichida, Blepharismidae.
AUGGAAGCUUCAAGCAAGUAUCCUCUUCAAAGAACAUGGGUUCUCUGGGAAAUGUGGGACACCAGAAACACUGCAAAUUUUCUAGAUAACAUGAAAAUCAUUGGCAAGUUCGAUACUCUCUGAUCAUUUUGGCAGCACUGGUCUAACCUCCCUCACGCUGAUCCUUCCUAUCUCUUUACCGAAGAAAGCAACAUGCAGAAAAACUUUGAAGGGAUGACUCAGCCUAUCGAAGCUAUUGGGAUUUUUGAAGAAAAUAUCGUCCCAGCAUGGGAAGACGAAGUAAAUAAAUUCGGGUCUGAUUUUUCUUUCAAAAGGCCUUAUAAUCGUGAAGAAAUAAAAAAUAUUUGGACCCGUCUUGCUUAUGCUUUAAUCGGAGAAACUUUUUUCAUGCCAGAACAAAUUACAGGAAUAAGGAUUGUUGAUAAAGGAAAAGUCACGAAAUAUGAAAUUUGGGUAAGAUUUGAUGGGAAGGUAGAUCCUUCUAAGAAUAGUGAGUUUGAAGCAAGAAUUAGAGAGCUUCUCCCUGGGAUUGAAAUUAACGUGACUGACCCAGGAUGGUCUUCUCAUCAUCAUAGAGUUUAA